AUGGUUGCCAUCACGAAGAUUCUUCUUGCUACACUCUCUACUAGCUUUGUCGUUGCCAGGGAAGGCAAGAUGACUUGGUACAACCCUGUUCGUGGUAGCGGCCUUGGUGCCUGUGGAAAGACCUAUAAUGGCAAUGACAUUAUCGUCGCGAUUGGGGUGCCUCACUGGACCGCGGCCAAUCCCAACAAAGAUCCCCUUUGCCAGAAAAAGGUCACCAUCCAUUAUGGCGGCAAAAAAGUCACGGCUCGUGUGGUUGACAAGUGUAUGAGCUGCGGAAGAAAUAAUAUCGAUGUUUCCCCUGCCGUCUUCAAAAAGUUUGGCCCCCUCAGCAAAGGACAUUACCAAGUGAAGUGGAACUUGCAUAAUUAA
Molecule: messenger RNA, 369 nt
Organism: Clonostachys byssicola
Lineage: Eukaryota; Fungi; Ascomycota; Sordariomycetes; Hypocreales; Bionectriaceae
Source: the annotation of a GenBank genome assembly